Bicyclus anynana (squinting bush brown) is the source of this 2155-nucleotide messenger RNA. RefSeq names its product alpha-tocopherol transfer protein. NCBI's taxonomy places the organism in Eukaryota, Metazoa, Arthropoda, Insecta, Lepidoptera, Nymphalidae. Gene Ontology annotation, molecular function: phosphatidylinositol bisphosphate binding. Bases 149 to 1075 code for a protein of 308 amino acids. Gene Ontology annotation, cellular component: membrane. The transcript has 6 exons. The record is from RefSeq and is a predicted model, not a curated record.
UUAGUUACUUGGGUGCACCGUGCAAAUAUUAUGGGAAUAUAGACGCAAGUUAAAGGCACUGCGCCGGAGUGACUCGUACCGUAUAGACGUCGACACGUGCUGUGCUUGUGUGUUUGUAUAUCGCAUCAUAACAUAAACCUUUGCCACAAUGCCGACUCCAGACUACAACGUGGAACUAGACCUCGACGACCCGCCUCCGGAAUUGCAGGAAUAUGCCAGAGUGCAGUGUGGGGAAGACCCCAACACAAAGUUACAGGCCAUAUGUGAGCUCAAAGAAAUGAUUUAUGAACGAGGUGAAUGCCAUCCUCAUCGUAUGGAUGAUGAAUACUUGCUGAGAUUUUUACGGGCUCGCAACUUUAUACCACAAAGAGCUCAUAGACUGUUGGUGAAUUACUAUCGAUUUAAGGAAGAGAAUCAGGAUUUAUUUGAAAAUGUGUACCCACUGGACCUCCGGCAGAUAGGCGACUCAAACGUACUAGCCGUACCUCCGUACCGGGAUCAGAAUGGAAGGAGACUGCUUAUCUACAGAAUAGGUUGUUGGGACCCAAAAGCGAUAGCGAUAGAUGAUCUCUUCAAAGCUUCGAUCUUUGCUAUGGAGUUGGGUAUGUUGGAGCAACGCACGCAGAUCUUGGGCGGAGUAGCUCUGUUUGAUCUAGAGGAUCUGGGUACCCAGCAUGCGUGGCAGAUCACUCCGUCGGUGGCCAACAAAGUUAUCAAACUUUUGGUGUCCAGUUUCCCCGCUACGACACACGCAAUACACGUGAUCAACCACUCGUGGAUAUUUGACAAAAUGUACAAGAUGUUCAAGCCGAUGCUGACGAAAGAAAUGCGCGCCAGAAUUCACUUUCACGGAUACGAUUUCAGUUCUCUACACAAGCAUAUACUUCCCGAGUAUCUGCCAGAGAGGUAUGGUGGGACAUGGCCCGAUUUCCCCUACACAGUUUGGUUGGACUCGUUGAAGAAAAAUGUCACAAUCGCUAAAGAGGUUUUGGGAUGUGGGUAUAAAUUUCGCGAGGAAGAAAUAUGUCCCGAAGUUGUGAGACAACUUAAAGAAGAAGGCAUAAAGUUGUCGUGAGAUUGAGCAAUUAACUAUUUGGUUGCUUACGUUUUUUAAUUUUAUUUUUUGAUUAAAUUUUUAUAAGAUUUCAUCGUGAGAGCAAUUCCUCUUUAUCGGUGUAGGUAUUCGUCCACCCUCCAUUGCAUCUACUAAAUUGCUUGGCAAUACAAUAAUAUGAAUUUUAUUGAAUAUAUCAAAGAAAUUGCUAAGUGUUUUUGUUGUAACAACCUACCUACCGACUUUUUUUGUGUAGGGAAAAUUGCAGAUUGAUAGCUACCUAUUUAAUGAUGUGCCACAUAAUAUUAUAUUAUGAGAAUAUAGUUAGAUAUUUAUUAAAAAAAUAUUAAUCGAGGCAUCUUAGUCAAAAUUAGUUAAAAAUCUCGGAAUUUGAGGAAGCUAAAUUUUUGUAUAAAACUUUUUACUUUUUCGCAUUCUAAAAGUUGUCUCAAAACCUACAUAUGGUGUAGGGUGUCCGCGUUUAUUAAAAUUUGAGGAAAAGAUCACAAAAAAUGAUUCUUUCGCUGACAUCUCAUUUCCUAAUUCCCGACAAUUUUGAAUCUGUGUUUUUACACGUUGAAUUGAUUUCGAGAUAGAGGGUGGAAUCCACCACUGGGUAUCCCAAAUUCCGAGAUAAAUUUACUAAGAUCAUUUACCUAACGUCGUGAGUAAAUAGACUUUUUAAUUUUUUUUGUACCUACAUAUUGUAUAUUGUUUUAAUCGAACCAGUAAAUUAAUACGGAGAUUGUAUGUUAUUUAGCAUGAUUUAAUGUAACAAACAAAGAUAAUUGCAGUUGUUAUGGUGAUCGUUCAAUUACAGAGGUCAUGUUGUAGGUACUUUCGCGUCCGUAAUUUUGCGUCUAGCAAUUAUGCCAAAAUUUUACGAUGCCUAAAUGUCGGGGUAUAAAAUUUUAUAUCUUAAAUAGAGGCAUACUUAAUAUGAAAAAUUGUUGCCAAGAGCUCUCGUAAAAUUUUCCGUUUCACUUAAAAUCAUUAUGCAAUAUGUCAUUAAUGUUAUAUUUAAUUAUAUGACACUAGCGGACACCCGCGACUUCGUCCGCGUGAAACUCGAUGUAAACUUUCAACUACUUCUACCCUACC